AUCCAAAUUCACUCAUUUCUCUGGAUUACCAAACUCAACAACAACAACAACAACAACACAUCUACUGCAACAAGUUUCAACUUCCUUUUCUUCUCUUGUUCAAUUUGUAUGUGCAAAAUCCAAUCUCGAUCAAAUAAUGGCACUUGAAGCUCUUAACUCUCCUACCACACCACACGCCCCUUUCAAAUUCGAGGAGCGCUCUUUUGAUCACUGGGUCAAGAAGAAGCGAUCAAAGCGGUCUCGUAACGAGAUGUCUCCACCGUCUACUACUACUACCACCACCGCCGCCGCUGACUCCCCUUUAUCUGAGGAAGAGUAUCUCGCCUUUUGCCUUCUUAUGCUUGCAAAAGGCGGCGCAGCUCCAGUAACUACUUCUUCUAGAGUUACUCCUACACCGCUUAAGACUGAAAGAUUAUUUCUAAGCGGUGGCGACCAGAGUAAUCGAUCACUUGUGUAUAAGUGCUCUGUUUGCGGGAAAGCUUUUGGGUCUUACCAGGCUUUGGGAGGCCAUAAGGCUAGUCACAGGAAACCCGCUACAGAAGACGAUAAGCCGUCGGCUGCUGUUACCUCCUCCGCCACUACCACCACAUCUGCCGGCGCUGGUGGAAAGACUCAUGAGUGUUCGAUCUGUCACAAAUGUUUUCCUACUGGGCAGGCGUUGGGAGGUCACAAGAGGUGCCAUUACGAGGGUAGUAUUGGCGGUGGGGCCGCCAAGAGUGGAAGCGGGGUUACCGGUUCAGAAGGGGUUGGAUCUUCUUUGACCAUGAGCCAUGGCGGCUCAGAGAAGCGGGACUUUGACCUGAACUUGCCCGCCUUGCCCGAGUUCUUGCCUGUUGACUUUUUCAAAAUUAGGGGGCAGACUGUAUUUUCAAGGGAUGAAGAGGUGGAAAGUCCUCACCCUUUGAAGAAGCCUCGCCUUGUUUUGACUGGACCAAAGCAGUAAAAAAAUAUAUCCGGUUUAUUAUGGUAUAGGAAAUUGAAUUAGUUCUUUUGUGCUAGCCAUUUCCAUCCUACAAUUGGUUGUUUAGGUUUUAUUUUAAAUAUCUUUUUCUUAUUUUGAAUUUGGAUAUGGGAGGUGGAAAUAGUGAUAUAGUUGUAUAUUUCUGUUACUGGUGUAUAUAAUAUAUACUCCUACAACUAAGUAUAACUGGCUAUUGAGCUAGUAUUGUUGGUAAAUAGAAUGUAGUGGUAGAUUACACUGUACCAUUACGAAUCCAGUUAAUACAAAUUUGUUCAUUCUUUGAA
Molecule: messenger RNA, 1245 nt
Organism: Spinacia oleracea (spinach)
Lineage: Eukaryota; Viridiplantae; Streptophyta; Magnoliopsida; Caryophyllales; Amaranthaceae
Product: zinc finger protein ZAT10
Exons: 1
Coding region: 137-943 (268 amino acids)
Biological process (GO): regulation of DNA-templated transcription
Cellular component (GO): nucleus
Molecular function (GO): transcription cis-regulatory region binding; DNA-binding transcription factor activity
Source: RefSeq, a predicted model, not a curated record